Messenger RNA from Nicrophorus vespilloides, 1401 nucleotides. Its product is annotated as tubulin alpha chain-like. Gene Ontology annotation, cellular component: microtubule; cytoplasm. Gene Ontology annotation, biological process: mitotic cell cycle; microtubule cytoskeleton organization. NCBI's taxonomy places the organism in Eukaryota, Metazoa, Arthropoda, Insecta, Coleoptera, Silphidae. The coding region runs from base 1 to 1395 and encodes 464 amino acids. The transcript has 6 exons. Gene Ontology annotation, molecular function: GTP binding; structural constituent of cytoskeleton. The record is from RefSeq and is a predicted model, not a curated record.
AUGAUCAAAAUUCUCCGUGUCCGAAAUCUUAACAGAACCAACGGCGCCAACCUUGUUGUACUUCUAAACGUUUGGUUCCAGAGAGAGGUCAUACAAAUCCAUAUAGGUCAGGCCGGAGUCCAAAUAGCGAACGCCUGCUGGGAAUUGUACUGCCUGGAGCAUGCGAUCCAACCGGACGGAUUGCUUUACCAGCCGUACCACUGCGCUAACGUAGACACCAGUUACAACACCUUCUUCAGCAUUACCCCAUCAGGAAAAUGCGUUCCCAGAGUGUGCAUGAUAGAUCUGGAGCCGACGGUCAUAGACGAAAUACGCACCGGCCACUAUCGCAACCUCUUCCACCCCGAACAGCUGAUGACCGGCAAAGAGGAUGCGGCCAACAACUUCGCGCGCGGCAUGUAUUCUGUGGGCAAGGAGAUGCUGAACCUGGCUCUGGAUAGGAUCAGAAAGGUAGCGGACGACUGCAGUUCUCUGCAAGGCUUCAUCAUAUUUCGAUCGUUCGGAGGAGGCACCGGAUCAGGCUUCACAGCCCUUUUACUUGAGAACCUGGUCAAGGACUUUGGGCGCAAGAGCAAGUUGGAAUUUGCCAUUUAUCCAGCACCGAAAAUUUCUCCGGUUAUUGUGGAACCUUACAACGCCGUCCUGACAACUCACAGUAGCAUGGAAUACGAAGACCUUGCUUUCAUCAUGGAUAACGAAGCAACAUAUGAUAUCCUCGGACGAAAUCUGGAUGUUCCCAGGCCGACUUAUACAAAUCUCAACAGAUUAUUGGCUCAGGUCGUGUCAACAAUUACAGCAUCGUUGCGAUUUGAAGGUGCUGUGAAUGUUGAUCUGACCGAGUUCCAAACCAAUUUAGUGCCAUAUCCUCGCAUUCACUUCCCGCUGAUGACAUACGCACCUUUCGUGCCCAUAUCCAAGGCUUAUCAUGAGCAACUAAGUGUUGCUCAGUUGACCAACUGCUGCUUCGAACCGGAAAACCAAAUGGUCAAAUGCGAUCCGAGGAACGGCAAAUACAUGUCGUGCUGCUUGCUGUAUCGUGGCGAUGUUACACCGACGGACGUGAAUAACGCCAUCACGAACAUAAAGAACAAAAGGUCCAUUAUGUUUGUCGAUUGGAGUCCAGCUGGAUUCAAAGUGGGUAUAAAUUACCAACCUCCAACUACAGUUCCCGGUGGAGACCUGGCGAGGGUGGACAGAGCCGUGACGAUGCUCUCCAACAGUACUGCGAUCAAGGAGGCCUGGAGUCGCAUAGUACGCAAGUUCGAUUUGAUGUACAAGAAGCGGGCAUUCGUUCAUCACUUCGUCGGCGAAGGUAUGGAGGAAAACGAAUUCAACGAGGCCAAGGAGGAUUUGUUGGCUCUUGUUAUGGAUUAUAAAGAAGUUGCCAGCGAUUAAAUUCCC